Eutrema salsugineum is the source of this 708-nucleotide messenger RNA. Its product is annotated as cyclic phosphodiesterase. The transcript is spliced from 3 exons. Gene Ontology annotation, molecular function: 2',3'-cyclic-nucleotide 3'-phosphodiesterase activity. Gene Ontology annotation, biological process: cyclic nucleotide metabolic process. The coding region runs from base 54 to 587 and encodes 177 amino acids. The record is from RefSeq and is a predicted model, not a curated record. NCBI's taxonomy places the organism in Eukaryota, Viridiplantae, Streptophyta, Magnoliopsida, Brassicales, Brassicaceae.
UCUUUUUCCGGGAUCAAAAUAACGUUUGCGUCUGGAUUCUAAUCAACCGAUUCAUGGAGGAGGAGAAGAAGGAAGUAUAUUCGGUGUGGGCGUUACCGGAUGAGGAUACGGAGCCGCGAUUCAGAAAGCUAAUGGAAGCUCUGAGAUCCGAAUUCAUUGGUCCAAGAUUCGAUCCUCACGUCACCGUCGUCGGAGCAACAAAACUGACGGCAGACGAAGCGAAGAAGAUGUUCGAAGCAGCUUGCAACGGUCUCAAGGCUUACUCCGCCACCGUUGAUCGCGUCGCCACCGGAACUUUCUUCUAUCAGUGCGUUUUCUUGCUUCUCCGUUCGACACCAGAUGUAAUGAAAGUUGGUGAACACUGUAAAAAUCAUUUCAAGUGCUCCACUACCACACCUUACAUGCCGCAUUUGAGCCUGCUUUACGCCGAGUUAACAGAAGAAGAGAAGAAGAAAGCACAGGAGAAAGCUUACUCACUCGAUGGCCUAAGUUUCCGGUUAAACCGACUAGCUCUCUGCAAAACCGACACCGAAGACAAGACUCUUGAGUCAUGGGAGAAAGUGGUUGUAUGCAAUCUCGAUCCUUAGUGUCUGUAAUAUAAGGUAUCAAUAAACUCGCUUUAGAACAAUGUAUAAUACUGUCUCUAAGAAUGAAUAAUCUUACAAUAAUCUGCGACACUUUACGACCAAACUUUCAAACAGAUUCACA